GAGUUCUCAACUCCGCUGCUCCUGCGAGAAAGAGAGGGGCCAGUUAGAGGAGGUAGGAGAAGGCCUCACUUGACUCCCUUAGGGCUUGGAAUUGUUGGCCUUCCCGCCUUUGUUUAUCGAUUGUCUCCGGCAAGUGAUACCUCAAGGCGUCAUCCUUUUGGCUAAAGCUUCCGUUGAGCUGUUCAUAGGAGUGUUUAGUUAUCAAGGAUUCUUUCUGCUCAGGUUCGGUGCUAAUCUUCUCCGUUGAUCCAGUUCCGGAUUUGUAGGGCAUCAUCGUCAGAUCUUUAUCAUUGAUCGAGAUUUCUCUUUGUUGUAGUAAGCGGUCCGUCUGUCUUUUAGAGACGCGAUUUCACUGGAACUAGGUUUUUUCGUCCGUGGAUGAUACCCCCAUCUCCGAGUUCGUUUCGUGAUUCGAGGGUUUCACUAGGACGAUAUUCUAGAUUGAGUUGGGGUUUUGGGUCGACGAGUGGGUGGUUGCCUUGUGAAGACAGUGGGGAUUGACCUUGCCUGAACCGGGGCGUUUCUUGUUGUUUUGUGGAUGUUUCAUGUUUGUUUUGUAUAGCUAUGGAUGUGGAAUUUGCGGAUAAAGGAGGAAAUAAGAGGACAUACCACCGGGUUGGGGCAACAGGCAAGAUUCCGAAGAUUUGUUAUUACUGGCAGGAGGGCAGAUGCACCAGAAAUCCUUGCAAUUUUCUACACGGAGAGGUGCCUGGUGGGGUUGAUAGAGUGGGCAUCAGCAAUGGAGUUAAUGCGACGAAGCGGCCCAACCAGAUGAUGGAGUUUGACAAUGGUGGUGGGCCUCCUAUGCAGAGAAGACCCGUGAAUCCCAAAUGGGGAAGAAAUACGGGUGUAAGCAGUGGUGGUGGCAGCGGUGCGGUCGUGGAGAGCAAUAGGAGGGUACAAGGCAAAGUAUGUAACUACUGGAUAUCGGGACACUGCAAAUAUGGCAAUGAUUGCAAGUUUCUACACUCCUUUUUUGUGGGUGAAGGUUUCACGCUAGUGACUGCUCUAACUGGGCACGAAAAGGCCGUGCGUGGGAUUGCACUUCCUUCGGGUUCGGAUAAACUUUACUCAGGCAGUGCUGAUGCAUCAGUUAGAGUCUGGGACUGCCAGAGCGGCCAGUGUGCUGGUGCAAUCAAAUUGCCUGGUGAAGUGGGGUGCCUGAUUAGCGAAGGUCCUUGGCUUUUUGUUGGGAUACCUAAUUUUGUGAAGGCGUGGAACACCCAAACUGCCGCAGAGCUCACUCUUAACGGGCCAAAUGGGCAGGUGCACGCACUUGCUGUGGGUAAUGAGAUGCUUUUGGCUGGAAUACAGGACGGGAGCAUACUUGCGUGGAAAUUUAGCAUUGCUGCCAAUUGUUUUGAGCCAGCUGCAUCACUCCUAGGGCACAGUCUCUCUGUUGUUUCACUAGUUUUUGGUGCUAACAGACUCUUCUCGGGUUCCAUGGACAAGACAAUAAAGAUCUGGAACCUUGAGACAUUUCAAUGCAUCCAAACACUGGGUGAUCACUCUUCUGUGGUCAUGUCUCUUCUCUGCUGGAAAGACUUUUUACUUUCUUGUUCCUUGGACCAAACUGUUAAGGUCUGGGUAGCUACGGAAAGCGGUGACCUAAAAGUAACAUAUACACACAAGGAAGAACAUGGUGUCCUUACUUUGUGUGGAACCCUUGAUGCUCAAGAUCAGCCGGUUCUAAUAUCUGCAUGCAAUGACAACAGCGUUCGACUUUAUGACCUACCAUCGUUCAACGAAAGAGGUAAGAUGUAUUCAAAAGAAGAAGUGAGAGCAAUCCAAGUGGGACCUGGGGGCUUGUUCUUCACCGGUGAUGGAACUGGGGAACUGAGGGUAUGGAAGUGGUUAGCUCAGGGGACCAAGGCUUGACACAGUCAAUUGUACCAUCCUUUUUCUGUGUAUUUAAAUUUAUGGAGGGAGGUGAUCCUCUUAUCAUGCGAAGAUCCCGUCACAUUGUGACUGUUAUUGAGGUUGUGAAGCGAUUUUGUUCGGAAAAAUAAGCUCUCUAUAUGGAAAGUUACGUGUUUUUUUCUUA
Molecule: messenger RNA, 2044 nt
Organism: Nymphaea colorata (pocket water lily)
Lineage: Eukaryota; Viridiplantae; Streptophyta; Magnoliopsida; Nymphaeales; Nymphaeaceae
Product: zinc finger CCCH domain-containing protein 63-like
Exons: 9
Coding region: 565-1878 (437 amino acids)
Molecular function (GO): protein binding; metal ion binding
Source: RefSeq, a predicted model, not a curated record